Molecule: messenger RNA, 1347 nt
Organism: Dreissena polymorpha
Lineage: Eukaryota; Metazoa; Mollusca; Bivalvia; Myida; Dreissenidae
Exons: 6
Coding region: 146-1027 (293 amino acids)
Source: RefSeq, a predicted model, not a curated record
UUAACAUGAUCACAUAUUUCGCAAUGCUUAUGAAACGUGUGCUAUAAAAUAAACGUUAACUUACCCACGCGAUCACCCGUUCAAAAAGGAAUAGCUGAGGGCAGUCUACCGCAAAUAUACGAGUGUACAUGGUUGUGAAUCUCGCAUGGAUACUCAAGAUAAUACACACAACACAGAACCUGACAGGAAGUUUCUCUUAAAGCAAGCACAGCUACCGCCUAAGCAUUCUUUCGAGGCAACUAAAGAUAGAACAAAAACUCAAGAACAAAUCGAUCAAACACCUACAGAGCCUCGUGAUAAAUUGCCUUUAAAGAGGAGCCUGAUCCCAUCAGAUGCCUCCAAAGAGAUUGACCUGAUGAACAAUGCUGCGAAGCAGAAAAUCCGUAAGCAAAGUGAUCAAACACCUACAGAGCCUCGUGACAAGUUGCCUGUACAGAGGAGCAUGAUCCUAUCAGAUGCCCCCGAAGAGAUUGACAACGCUGCAAACCAGAAACCCAGUAAUGAAAAACCUGUAGACAAGUCAGCAGAAGAUUUAUCAAUCUCAGGCCAACAAACAAACACAUCAUCCUUCGACAUUCCAUCAAGUUACAGAACAUUAGAAAAGAGGAUAGCUGAUCUGGAGAAAGAGACAAAGAAAUUGAAGAAAAAAGUUAAAUAUUUAGAGGAGCAAAGAGCAAAUACUUCAGUUUUGUAUGCUGGAGUAGAUUCCACGCAGGAAGAAGACCCAGAUAAGCAAUUAUAUAGCUUACUGGCCUUAGUUGCCCAUUUGUCCUGUAGUACUGAAAGAGACGCUAAUUUGAUUAUAAGAAGGUUAUCGUUGCAAGUGUUUUCAAAAAACGAGCUAGUUACCUGUACCAGGACUGGGAAAAAGACAGUCAAAGCUGGUGAAACUCCAAAACCCGCUCUAAAUUCUGAAAAAAUGGAUUUAUUAGAAAAAGCUUUCUUAUUUAAAUGCCCGAACAUGAUAACAGAUGCCUUCCGCAAAAAAUUUGACAAUGUGCUCAAAAUGGAACGCAGAAUAAAAUAAGUGUCUUAAUCUGGUGUUUAAACUGUUAAGAUGGCAUUUAAAUGAAUUGUUGAAUCAUGUCACAGUUGGUGACAUAGCAGCUGGCAUUUUCAUUUUUUGUUUGUUUUUGUUCACGGAGUUAUAGUUAUUGAGCAUUCUAGUUACUAUGGUAACCCGUACGGGCGUACUGCAUUUGAAUUGUUCCAGAGGAACUAGUGACCCACCAAUAACAUUUCUUGUUAAUAUUUUUUGAUUCAUUUUUAAUAUGCUUAUAAACAUUGGUAUUAUGAAUUGAUAAAUAUUUAAUAUUUUUGAAUUUAACGAAUAUAGAUUAAUAUAGA